AUGCACACUGCAUCGAGGAUACCAUCGCUCUUGCUGUUCAUGCUGUUUGUCGUCUCUGCCGUUAUUGCUGCCGAUGCAGACGCACAUUUCCAUCUACACAGACGUCAAGUCCAGAGUACUGUGGCUGGAACUGGUGGUUCAGCCUCAGCCGCACCCUCCAGCUCCGCUGUACAAUCCCAAUCUUCCCAAUCCCGAUUCCAAUCUCAAUCUCAAUCCCAAUCCCAAUCCGGUUCGGAGUCAGAGUUAGUAUCUACAUCCGCACCACCAUCACCAUCCUCAACAGCAAUUGUCACUACCACUCGGUCACCAUCGUCUCCCGCAGCGCCAGCAUCGUCAAUUCCAGCACCCACCACAGAAGUAGAAAUCUCGAGUACUCCUACUGCGACACAAAUCAGCGAUGCUCCGAUCGCGACCGCCGAGUCUCCCACCGCAGUGCAAAGCCAAACUGCUCUGAUCACAACCACUGCGGCGCCUUCCGGUGAUACUGAUUCUCCAGCUCUCAUCACAACAACUAUAGUCACUGUCAGCGGCAGCAGUACUAUCUCACGGGUCAUAACAAGUAGUGCCUCUCCGUCAGGUGAGCCCACAUCAACCGAUUCUCCCACCUUGAACGGUGGCGAUGGCGGCUCUGGCGGCUCUGGCGUCACACCAUCGCAGAGGAAUAUCAUAAUUGGUGUUGUUGUUGGUAUUGGAGGUGCCAUACUCGUUGGAGCACUGGCAGUGGUAGCAUGGCGAAUCUGGGGCAGGAAGAAGCAAGAGACUGAUGAUGACAUGUACGACCCCAACAAGACGUUCCAGGAAACCUCCAGCAGCGGUAGUGCCCCAAAUCCGUUCAAGUCAACCCUCGAUCAAUAUCAUAACCCAGGACGCGUCAACACUGCAGCGAAUUUCUGA
Messenger RNA from Endocarpon pusillum Z07020, 894 nucleotides. RefSeq lists its product as uncharacterized. The coding region runs from base 1 to 894 and encodes 297 amino acids. The transcript has a single exon. The record is from RefSeq and is a predicted model, not a curated record. Lineage: Eukaryota; Fungi; Ascomycota; Eurotiomycetes; Verrucariales; Verrucariaceae.